Messenger RNA from Liolophura sinensis, 3923 nucleotides. Its product is annotated as meteorin-like protein. Gene Ontology annotation, molecular function: hormone activity; metalloendopeptidase inhibitor activity. The transcript has 4 exons. The record is from RefSeq and is a predicted model, not a curated record. Bases 214 to 1113 code for a protein of 299 amino acids. NCBI's taxonomy places the organism in Eukaryota, Metazoa, Mollusca, Polyplacophora, Chitonida, Chitonidae.
GUAACGCUCAUAGUGGAUGUGUACGGCACGGCGAACUGAGCAACACGCUACAGCUCUCCCUCACUGUCCGAUCUCUGUUGGCGUUUACCAUGGGAGUGUUACCGGGCAAGAUGUAAGAAUAUGUCGAAUUCCAAAAAGAGAUCAGAUCGUCUACAUUUUGUAUCUGUGUUAACUUUUAAGGAAGGAACGUGAAUUUCACCGACAGUUGUGGAAAUGUUGACAAUGUGUGUGGGGGGGUUCCGAUUGGUGAGGGAGGUGGUGCUCUGGGCAGUGCUCCUCGUCUCCCUCGGACUCGGGGUGUGGGGCCGGCCCGCUGUCAUCCAGCGUUACUGUGACCAGUGCGAAUGUAUACUGAGUGAGGACACAUCUGAACCUAGAGGAAUAACCAAUGUUAAAGCCAAGUGCAAAGAAGGCCAUGUGGAGUGGUCUAACCCAUAUGGGGCUGUCCGAGUGGAGAUAAACCCAGGUUAUCCUGUAGAUUUCAAAGGAUGUGUGCUAAUCACCAGUGAAUAUACCCGUGUUAAAGUAUCUCAGGAAACACGAAUUGGAUUAAAACACAUACAGACAGUAGAAGGUGUUUCCAAAGAAAUAUGUUUGACUGCUUCAUCUGCACCUAUAAUGCUGUAUAUAGAACUAGUCCCAGAGUCGUCAGUGGUCUUCAAAGGUGUACCCAGGGUGGUUAUAGACUAUGAUAUAGAGAGACUACAGUCAAAACUGUAUUUUGAUCCAUUAGAAGAUUGCAGACCCUGUGAUGAAGAAGAGUUACUUAGAGCAUAUUGUUCCAGUGAUUAUGUGGUGGAGGGGAAAAUUCUGCAUGUGGAGCACAGAGAGCAUCAUGAGGAGACCAACAUAGAGGUGGCAGCACAUCGCGUGGUGCAGCAAUCCAAGAAGGACCUUUUCACAGUCAAGCACCACAGUAAUGGCCAUACCCUCCAUGGGACCAUCAUUGCUCCCAAGAAAUGUGGGGUGCAGCAAGGCCCAGGGGUGUUCUUGUUGAUGGGGUCUGUAAAGCUGGGCAGGAUGAGGCUGAAGUGUGCCCCAUUCCUAGAGGACUGGGAAAGAGUAAGGCAAGCAGCAGAGGAGGAUGACACUUUAGAGUGUUCAUUUGACUAAAAGGCUCUCUGGGCCAGGAAGCUAAAACAACAGCAUUGCCAUAUGGUGUUCCCUGAAUGUGAGAUUGAAACCUAGAUGAUGGCAAUGCUGUCCCCUCAUCACUAAACUGCUCCAGGACAGGGCUAGGAGGGACAAUGUAACACAUGUUACAGAUCAUAACACUAGGCAAAUAACACCAGUUACUCUCCCUGAUGUCAGAUGCUUGGAGGGGUGAGAGGCAUAACAUCUAUUCCACAUCUACAUCUGUCAGCUGGGUUAUCAGCCCCAAACAAUAGCAUGGGCUGUAAACAAUGGCAGGGGGCAACUGUCAGGAUGUGAGGCUGACAGCCACGGCCAACAGACUGGCAUGUUUGCAGUACCCAUCUGUUUUACACUGUUUUGCUGUUUAUGUAGCAGGCAACUUGUAGCACCAAGCCCUCUUUGUGGUGUGGUGUAGCUAGUAAAGGUUGACAGUGACAAGUUUAUAGUUUAUACACAGGGCAGGCCUCAAGCCAAGCUUUCAUGUGGAGAAGGAGAGUCUUGUGACUGGUGAGGAGAAGCAUCGACCUGCUGCUUUCCUAUCUGUGAUACUUUAACAAAGCUUAGUUACAAGCAGAAAAAUAACACCUAGUUGUGUUAUUGGAAUUUCUAGAAAUUUCAUGAAACAUCAACUCCCUAUUCCAAGAAUGUUUUCCUUGGGCUGGUGAAAUAAUAUAUCUGGGGGUGUUGCUGGACAGCUAUGGCAGGCGGGCAUUCUCAGGCUGCUGGGAAGGGAAUGUGGCCAUAUUGUUACAUGUGGUGUGAGUGCCACAGUUACCAUUGUUUUUUUGUAAAUGACUGAUGGAAGUUAACACUAUCUAAGGACAAAUCACAGCCCGUGUGUGAAAAACGUUGAUGUUCCUGAUAAUUUACAUUAGGAGAAUUGUUUUCUCAUUAAGAUGGUUGGUGUCUGAUAACUGGUCUACAGUUUGAUGGUAUCAUGUGAUAGCUGAACCUGAAGAAUGUGAGAAGUGACAAAAAAUCCAGCAUACUUUGUGAUAAUUAAAUAAUCAUUCUGUGUAUAUUGAUAAAGCAAUGAUGUGUGCUGUGUGCAAAUAUGUCAACUAUAUUGCUGCUGUUUUUUUGUUAUUGUAAACUGAUGUAAUGUUUGUAUCAGGUUACAGGAUAUCCGUGAAUGGUUGUAUAUGUACAGUGAAAGCGCUAACCAUCUGGUUAUUGGUGUUAAUAUUGACAUUUGUAAACUAUGACUGUGUAUUUUGUUUCUCGUUUUGAGUUGAUCUCCCUUUGUGUACAUAGUACUUCAUUGAGUAAGGAUGCUAGGAAUUAGAGCCAGUGGCAACAGAUUGAUGCAGUAACAAUUAGUCAUUGAGCACUGGUUAUCAUCAUUGUUCAUCACAACAAAGUUUUUUUUUCGGCAGUUAGUUUUGUCAUCUGAUGGAAUUUUUUUGUGUUGUGGGAUGCCCUGAGUUGUUGUAGAUAGAUUAUCUGCUGAAUCAGCCAAGCCUGAAGUCCCUCACAUACUAAGAUGUCUCUAAGCAUGAUACAGGCAGCUAAAUGUACAGCAGUAUUUUAUGAGAGAUACUGGCAUACAUAUAUGACACCAUACUUACCCUGGUAUACUUACAUUAACCCAUUUGACGAGGACAUUACCUUGUCCUGAGCUCUAUUAACUUACAGUUUAUAACAUGUUGUUAUACUUACAGAUCAAUCUCUUGAAUACAUUGAAUAGACAUACUUGAAUACACAGUUCCCACGUAUAUUCCUGCAAUCUGGAGAUACACUAUUCUGUUUCUGUUUUCUGUUUCUGGUGGUGCAGGAUCAUGUAAAUAUGUGAUGACUGUACAACAUAUUUCAGCUAUGGAAUCCAUGUUUAAGCCCAGACAGCUGAAGACCAAAUAAUUUUUGUCAUGGUACUUGUAAUUUGCAUUCCAAAUUGGGCACAUUUAAAUUGUACCUACGCCCUGUCAGUAAAUCAUUCAUAAUCAUCAGGCUAAGCCAAGCCUAUUAGAAUCAAAAUCACAGAAUUUAACUGCACUUCAGCUCAUUGUAUCAUUGUUAAGCUUACUAUAACAAAAUGACAGCAUCAAAUUUCCCUUUGUCUUUGGGAUACAUAUUCAAAUGAUUGAUCUCGUCAUAUUGAUAUCUUCUGUUAGAAAAAAGCAUUUUAUUUUGUCACUGCCGUCUUUUUUAGCUGUGCUUUAGUUCUUUGUUCAAUAACUUGUUUAUAUGUUCUUUGUAUGUUCCUCUGAAUAGUGCUACUUGUGUUUCCCACUUCUGGGGUGUGUGUUUCCUUCACCUCCCUACUUUCAUGCAAGUUGUAAAUACAUGUACAGAGAUUGCAUUUUACAAAAGUACGUCUUUGAGACGGCUUUUCAUGUAAAAUCAUCAUGGUUGAAGCGGACCAAUUUGUGCAACAUAGAACAAUACUUAGUGUAUCUUUGUCUGAUUGUAUAGUGUAAUUUGUAUAUUGUCCAAAGAGAGUAUAUAUAUAUUAUAUACAAAUAUAUUUGAAAGAUGACAAUCAUUCAUCAAAGAGAAAUAAAGAAAAAGAAAUAUUUUCAAGUUUAGAUGAAAUUGUUGUCAUUAUAUAAACUGAUGACAUAAAGCUGGCCAUGGUCAAUUGGUUAAAGGCACUUACUUUUCAAUCAUUAAAGACACACAAGGUGGCAGUUUGUAGGUUCUUCUUGUGGGACGUUGAAUGAUGGUCCUAUCUCUAUCUGCAGUCUAAUGUUCAUUGAGGACCAUUUGGUGAUAUCUGUAUGUCACGACUAGGAAAAUUCACCAGUAACUUGCCAAAGGUCAGUGGUUUAUGCUGAGAAUGCCGGUUUCCU